Ciona intestinalis (vase tunicate) is the source of this 3053-nucleotide messenger RNA. The record is from RefSeq and is a predicted model, not a curated record. NCBI's taxonomy places the organism in Eukaryota, Metazoa, Chordata, Ascidiacea, Phlebobranchia, Cionidae.
CUCAGCAAUAGGAAAUUGAUAGGAAAUUACCUGAUUUUGUGUGAACAGGCUUGACUCCGUUACACCUCGCUGCCCAAAGGGACGACGACGUGGCCAUAGAAAUCUUGUACAAAGCUGGCGCCGACAUCAACGCUUUGGAAAACCGAGGCGGGGUUACUGCGCUUAUUCUAGCUGCAAGACAAUCGAACGUAAAAGCGGCCAGGAAAAUUUUAGAACUUGGCGGAAACCCCAAUGUGCGUACCAGUUACGGCGAAACUGCAGGACAGGUGUCAAGCGCAAGAGAAGACCGCGCAAUGAGUGAGCUGCUGGCAUUCUACGAGUCGCCGUACGACACAAAGCGAGAACGCUGUACAAACGAGGGUCCGUUGAUCGAAUAUAAGAAACUGGGCGCCCAUUACAGAAGACAGAUUCAAACAACUCGCGUUCCUCCGGAAGUGACGCAGUCUUCGCCAUUGUUACGUCACCCAACACAACAAAAGAAUGACGCGCCGACGUCACAACACGGUUCGACGGGGUCAACUAACAAAGAACCGUUAUUGGUUAAGCGGGAACAAAGUCCUCCAACAAGAAACUCUGGCUUUCCGACGUCACAAAGUCACGUACCAUCACCACACAAUACGAGCGAAACCGAAAGUGAAAAUUUGAAAACACGUUCCCCAAACGAAAAUGCCUUGCUUCGUAGUCAGGAAGAAUCGCGCCGUCUCGCCAUCGCACAUAAAGUAAUGCAAUGGCCUUCUUUUGCGCCUGCUGCAAGCCAGCAUGUAAACGGCCGCAGCGGUGUCCGUUUGAGUGACGUUUCUCCACAAGAAUACUUGAUCGAGUUCCAUAAGCGUAUGCUGGCAAGCAAUCAAGUGAUCGCUGACCUACCGAAACCUGUAACCUCAUCUGCUGAAACCUCAAACUUGUGUGACGACUUACCGCUGGACUUAAGCAAGAAACCAGCGGAAAAUGUGCAGGGAGUUACUAACAAAGCAGUUCGUGUUUUAAGUCGGCCUGAAGCAGAAUCGUCUACGUAUAAAAUUGGAGCAAAAAUGGAGUCCAUGUCAGAGGUAUAUGCUGGAACUGUAAGAAACAGAACUGACGAGACACGAGCUUGUCCUCCACCCCCGUACCUCUUGGGAAAUCACGUUCUGCAAUCAGAGCAAAGCAGGAAAGUAAGUCGUGAUGUUUCCGCGCAGGUUGUAACUCAAAUGUCGGCGGUUCCUAUCGAUCGAAAGUGGGCGGUGCCUACUGUCACUAAAAAUAGUGCUUCUGGCAUGAAGAGGUGGAGUGAGGAUGCGAGGCAGAGCGCGAGAAUCCCCCUGCAAUUCGAACACGCCGUUUGUGGGCGAAGAAACAGUGCGCCUGCUGGUACUAAAAAGGAUGUACGAAAGAAUUUAGAUCUGCGUUCUUAUACCGGUUGCCUCCCGCCCCACUUUCUACAUCUUCUUGAGUCCUCCGGAAAUCUUCCGGUGAGGACGCACAACGCUCUGUUGGAAGUCGCAGAUGUGUUCCGUCCAACGUCGGAUGAAAAAUGUCCCAGCUCAACUAAGAGAGCUUGCAAACGACCUAUUUAUACUCAAAUUUCCUCAAACACCAACCAUUCACCUCAAAACGACUUACGUGUUACACCUACUAGUAUAAGAAGUGCCGAUGGUCGAGAUCUCGCCUGUCCAGUGACGUCACCAGAUCUGACGUCACACGCAGCUACGAAGGAACCAAACGGGUGGGGAAAAGCGGACGUCGAGAGAAAAAAUAAAGAUAUACAUCAGCGCCAAGAAAAAUUUCUCCGAAGCUUCUUUAUUGUGCUGAGCUCGAAAAACAAGUUGAGAAGUCAACAACGUCCCGCUUACAAGAAAACAUUCAGUUAACUCGACAUAAUGACCAACACAGUCCGCUUUCGAAUGCUACGUCACUCCGGAUGACGUCAUCAAAUAUGGACGUCAGUAGAAGCUCUGCUGAGCACACAAGCGUUAACUGUACAAGUGUUGAUCAAAAUAACAAUGGUGCUGAAAAAACAAAUAACCCGCCAAGUGAUGACAAACAUGAGGUAAACGUUUAUGUAGCAAGAGAUGGCUUCACAAAACUUUCGCUGUCAGAGUCCGACUGCUUAGAGUGCGUGUCGGAUGACUCCGGAACGGACACAUGGGAACCAGAACCAUCUUUGAAUGAUAUUCCCAAAAAGGCUCAUCCUAUCUGCAUGCGAAAAAACUCGCUGGACGCAAAACUCGAACAGUUACGUCAGCAGGCUUUACUGCGCCACCAGAGCAGUUACGAGACUGCUGUCCGGGAAGAAAUGUCGGAAGGAAAGCGGUUGGAUAGUGAAGUAAGCGAUGAUGAUUUCUUGGCAAACUCAAUUCAAGACUCCGACAGCGAACCUGAAGACGAACCUUUUCUAAAGAAACUUAAACUUGAAAGCACGGACCUUGACGUUAACAACAAUGCCCAUAACAGCAGACCUGACAGCGCUAUAACAGUCAGAAGUUCCCCUCGUUCUACCACAAUCCCUAUACCGCCACAACACCGUAACGUCUCUCCAAUUUCAUCCGCUUCUCAGCAACCUACUUGGACAUCAAGAGCGACAGAAACAGUAGAAUCAAAGCAAGCAGCAAUACAACAACUUUUACCAUCAGCCUACUACCUCCCAACCUACCCCCACCUUUUAAUGAAACCAAUGUUUCCAAUGUACCCUCUCAUGUCACAAAUGAGUGCAUCACACAGCCAAAUCAACAAGAAAUUGUUGCUGCUGAUCAACAACGACCUCUGGCGACAGACGCGCCACGCAGUUCCGCGAAUUCGAGUUUUUCCACCCGACAAACGUCAACACACGGCGAUGUCUGAAGACGUACACCUCAACGAACUAGAAAUCAGCGACGAAGAAGAUUCUGGUAUAGCAUGAUCUAUAUAUCAUUCAUGCACAACCUAUUUGCCGAAAAAUCGUAGCAACGAGAAGCUAUAACGCACUUAAUUGCACAUGUUUGUUGACUAAUUUGCGUCUGAUUGAUUUUUUUAAGUUCUAAUUCCGAUCGACAUCUUUAGUUGCGGGUAUUCAAAAUAAACUUACGUCGUUACAA